This is a messenger RNA of Monoraphidium neglectum, 1977 nucleotides long. Its product is annotated as NAD+ kinase. The record is from RefSeq and is a predicted model, not a curated record. Lineage: Eukaryota; Viridiplantae; Chlorophyta; Chlorophyceae; Sphaeropleales; Selenastraceae. The transcript is spliced from 10 exons. Gene Ontology annotation, biological process: NADP+ biosynthetic process; NAD+ metabolic process. The coding region runs from base 1 to 1977 and encodes 658 amino acids. Gene Ontology annotation, molecular function: NAD+ kinase activity.
AUGGCAACGGACAGCGAAGGUGGCGGCGCCGACGGCACAGCUGCCCCGACGCCGUCCCCACGGAGGCGCAAGACUGCAUCUGCAGCUUCAGACGCCGCGUUAAAGUCCGACGGCGGCAGCACCAAGCGCACCUGUCGUCGGGGCAACAUUAGUGCGAGCGAGGCCGCGGGGCCGGUGGCCGCCAGCGGCGGCGAGGGCCCCGCUCCUAGCAAGCGGCGCCCGCGGGCGCCGACAGACACAGCUAGCCGCAGGGGUGCCGCCGCUGCCGCCGCUGCCGCCGCCGCCGACGCGCCGCCGUCGCCGCCUUCCGAGCAGCCCGCUCCCGCCCAGGGCGGCAGCACUCCAGCAGACCCCUCUCGUGCCUUGCCCAAGCAGGCCGGGUUUGCAGCCAGCGCGGAUGCCACAUACGACGACGGAAACGACAGCGAUGACGCGUGCGGGAUCUCAUACGGCCAAGGCUUCGCCCCGGACGCACCCUUCGCGCUGCAGGAGCAGCGGGAGGCGUUGACUUCCAUUGACCAGCCGUGCGGCGUCAUCACCGUGCCGAGCGUGCACCCCGAGACUGGGGGCCGCGGCGGAGUCAGCGGCGGCGAAAGCGGGCCCGACACGCGCGCGGUCACGCCCGCCGCGGGCGGGGCCAGCGCGGACGGGGCGGCGAGCGGCGCCAAUGGGGCCGGCAGGGGCGCGGACGGCGCGGCCGUUUCGCUCGAGGCGCGGGCAGAGACGCCCGCGGCGGCAGCGGCGGCGGCAGCAGCGGCGGCGGCAGCUGCGGCAGCGGCCGCGGCGGCCGCGGCCGCGGACAGCAGUGCGCUGCGCCUGCGGCGCAGAGCGGUGGUCGUCUGGGAGAACGCGCGCGGCCUGCCGCAGCGGGUGCUGAUCGUGAAGAAGCUGGGCAACCGCGAGGCCAGCCGGGUCCUGCUGGAGAUGGCGGCCUGGCUGGAGGAGCGCGGCGUCGAGGUGUUUGUGGAGCGCGCAGUUGCAGAGACAGAGUUCCCUCAUCGCGGGCUGUCCACCUUUGACCCCGCCGACAGCCGAGUCGACUUUGCAGUGACGCUCGGCGGGGACGGCACCGUGCUCCACCUGGCCUCGCUCUUUGAAGAGGAGCCCCUGCCGCCGGUGGUGUGCUUUGCCAUGGGAACCCUUGGAUUUCUCACGCCCUUUGACGCCAAAGACUUCAGGCGCGCACGGCGCGGCGCCGCGGCUCUCAAUCAUUUUUUGGCGUGCCUGUCUCGUGUGCUGGCGGCCAACAGCCUGCCCCUGUACUGCACGCUGAGGACGCGCAAGCGAUGCGAGGUGUACGACGCCGCCGGCGUGAAGACGGACGAGCACCACGUUUUGAACGACGCGGUGAUCGACAGGGGCUCGUCACCCAUGGCCCUUCUGCUGGAGAUAUACGUCGACGGCAGCCUCGUCACCGUGGCGGAGGGUGACGGCCUCGUCAUCGCCACGCCAUCGGGCAGCACGGCUUACUCCAUGUCGGCAGGAGGCUCCAUGGUGGCGCCCAGCGUCCCCUGCACGCUCAUCACGCCCAUGUCGCCCCACAGCCUCUCCUUCCGGCCCCUCAUCAUCCCCGAGGGCUCCCUGCUGACUGUGCGCGUGCCGACCUUUGCCCGCAGCCACGCGCGUGCGGCGUUCGAUGGGAAGCACCCCUGCCGCGUGCACCGCGGCGGCGCGGUGCGGUUCCGGACGUCGCUGUGCCCCCUGCCGCUGAUCAACAAGGGGGGGAUGGACAGCGACUGGUACGAAGGCAUCACGCAGAAGCUCAAGUGGAACCAGGCCAUCAGGGGGGCCCCUGCGCCUUCCGAGGAGUGGGAGCCCGAGCAGCACGCGCAGCAGCUGCUGCUGGACCGAGACCUGGGCCGCGAGCAGGCGCGGCACGCGGUGGCCGCGGCCGCGGCGGCCGACGCGGCCGCAGCAGAGGCGGCGGCUGAGGCGCCGGCGGCCUCGAAUGGGCGCGCGCGCCGCAGGGGAUUGUAG